Messenger RNA from Symbiodinium necroappetens, 705 nucleotides. NCBI's taxonomy places the organism in Eukaryota, Dinophyceae, Suessiales, Symbiodiniaceae. The record is from the annotation of a GenBank genome assembly.
AUGGCAUUGACUGCUGGAGACCAGCGUACUAGCCCGGCGCAUCGUGCGAAAUGCCACAAGCUUCUGGCCGGCUUGCGGCCCGGUCUUUUGGUCUGCUUAGGCUUGGCCGCCGAUUUUGGCAGCGAGGUCACGGGCUUCUUGCGUGAAUGGGAAAAGGACUUUGAUGUGGCAACGGUCCAUCGCCGCAUCGCUGCCUUCAGGUCUAAGAUUUCCAGCUUGUUCCUGGAAGCCCGCAUCUUUGACGAGUUAAACGAGGUCUCAGAUGAAGAGCAGUCCAGUGUGGUCUUGGCCGCAAAGCAUGCCAUGCAGACGCCGGAAAUCCAGGUCAAUGGAAAGGUCUACAACAUCUGGCCUUCCGGAUCUGGUCGUAUGCCAGAGGUCCAGGAAACGGUCGAGAGCUUUCAGGUGACAACACAGGCCUUUCUGGCCCGCUUGGCAGCAGAGCUGCCAGACCAGGAGAUGAAGAUGACGCUCAGGGCAUUGGACUUGGUCUUGUGGCGGAGGUCCAGCACUGUGGGGAGAGUCAACCUGGAAGUCAUGGUCCGUGUCUGGUUCAAGGACUUGGGUCUGGACCACGAUCAGCAAAUGGUCGGUGUUCAGCAGUACAGAGAUGCUGCGCCCGGCCCCCAGUCUAAUUUUCUGACAUUGGAUUCCACGGUCUCCGUGUCUACCAGAGCGAGGGUAAAUAAUCGGGCCCAAAGCUGA